Molecule: messenger RNA, 872 nt
Organism: Centruroides sculpturatus (bark scorpion)
Lineage: Eukaryota; Metazoa; Arthropoda; Arachnida; Scorpiones; Buthidae
Product: histone H1A, sperm-like
Exons: 1
Coding region: 45-614 (189 amino acids)
Biological process (GO): nucleosome assembly; negative regulation of DNA recombination; chromosome condensation
Cellular component (GO): nucleosome; nucleus
Molecular function (GO): nucleosomal DNA binding; double-stranded DNA binding; structural constituent of chromatin
Source: RefSeq, a predicted model, not a curated record
CGCGCGACGGGAAGCAUUCGUCUGAUCGAGUCGAUAGUGUUAAGAUGUCAGAGACCGUAGCAAUGGAAAGUGUCGCUUCUACCAAGAAAAAAGCUUCCCGGCAGAGGUCAAAGAGCAAAUCCAACCACCCGAAAAUAUCUCAGAUGGUCAACACGGCCAUCGUGGAUCUGAAAGAUCGCGGAGGUUCCUCCCUGCAGGCCAUCAAGAAGUACAUCGCAUCGAAUUACAAGGUGGACGUAGAGAAAUUGGCACCCUUCAUACGCAAACAUCUGAAAAUGGCAGUGGUGGACGGUUCCCUCAUCCAAACCAAAGGAAAGGGAGCCAGCGGUUCCUUUAAAGUGGGAGCUUCCGGAAAGAAGACCGAGAGCAAAUCCGUUCAGAAGGUGGCACCCAAGAAACCAUCAACCAAAUCGAAACCCAAAGUAAAUAAGGCUAAGAAAGUCGCCGUUAAAUCCAAACCGAAAGCCGCUUCUAAAGCUAAAAAGGUCACCAAGGUCAAGGUCAAGAAAAGUCCCGCCAAAGCUAAGGCACCUCGACCCAAAAAAACCAUGAAGAAGGGAAGCCAAUCGUCCAAAAAAGCACCCAAACAGUCGAAAGUUGCUUCUAAAGAGUGAAUUUUAUUAUUAUUAUUAUUAUCAUUUUUAAAUUUGUGAGUAGAACUUUUUCGAAUUUGAAUUCGUUUUAGAACUUAAUCUUAAUCGUUUGUGACGUCACACGAUUAAAGUGCGAUUUUAAAAAAAGCACUAGAAUCCUGAUCUCACACGCAUUUGUAAAUAUUCAUAUUUUGUGUUUUAUUUUUAUGUAUAAAAACAUUCGAACGUUUUGUAAAUAAUAAUAAUAAUAAACACUACAUUUUUUGAAACUGUUUUAUU